Trichophyton benhamiae CBS 112371 is the source of this 1050-nucleotide messenger RNA. RefSeq lists its product as uncharacterized. The record is from RefSeq and is a predicted model, not a curated record. Gene Ontology annotation, biological process: protein phosphorylation. Gene Ontology annotation, cellular component: cytoplasm. Lineage: Eukaryota; Fungi; Ascomycota; Eurotiomycetes; Onygenales; Arthrodermataceae. The transcript is spliced from 3 exons. Bases 1 to 1050 code for a protein of 349 amino acids. Gene Ontology annotation, molecular function: protein kinase activity; ATP binding.
AUGGCUGUUGCUUGGAUGCGACUCAAGGAUCGGCGAAACCAGGCCGGCUCUUUUUUUUCAGCCGCAGGAACAGGAAGUCAAACUGAAGAUUCGGCUGCUUUCGUUGUGGUCGACACUCAGGAACUGGGCUGCUGUCUUUUUGCGUCGCCAUUCACCUCUUACCACUCUGUUAAGUCGUUGGUUAACCUGGGGCGUGAAAUCGGUAUAUGCUGUUUAACCUAUCCUUAUAUAUUUACCCUUUGCUUUUACAGAGUGCUGACCAUUUGGCUCAUAUAUCAGGAAAACCAAUCUGAGUCGAACAACAAUGACAUUAUUGAAAUCGUGAGAGAUGCAAAAGGCGAAUUCAUCUGUGGCGGCUUGACAGGAAUAGUUGAACUGCUUGAUAAUGGCACUGUCAUCAAGUCACCUUUCCCCGGCCCCAUGAUGGAAGACCAUGUUCAAGACAUUGCUAAGGAGGCGGUCAUAUAUCGGCGAAUCGGCCCCCAUGAGAGGCUUGUUAGACUAGUCAGUCAUUCAAGCGAUGGGAUUAUACUUGAGUAUAUGCCAAAUGGCGAUCUCAAGAGAUAUUUACAGUCUCAUGAGUCGAGCUCAGUUCCAACAAGUCUCAAAUUAACUUGGGCGUACCAAGUAUCGGAAGCGGUCCAGCUUCUCCAUAAUAACAACAUUCUCCACUGUGACAUAAAACCACGAAAUCUUCUUCUGGAUAACGAACUUAAUAUCAAAAUUAUCGAUUUCUCCGGCUCAUCUCUAGAUGGUUCUAAACCCACUUCAGGUGAAGGAACUCGAUUCUAUCUGCCACGCGACUGGAGAGAGCCACCGACUAUAGCAACAGAUCUUUUUGCCCUAGGCUCGACUCUCUAUGAAAUUUUCCAGGGCAAUAGUCCUUUUGAAGAUAUUCCAAGUGAUGAAGUGACAACGCGUUAUGAGGCCCAGCAAUUUCCAAGCGUUACCGAUAUUCCAUGCGGCGAAAUAAUUGAAAAGUGUUGGCGGUCAGAAAUAAAUUCUGCUCAAGAAGUACAAACUGCUAUCGGAAACCUCGUCAAUAUAUAA